AUGAGUGUCGCAAUCGAAGGUUUUCUAUUUAAACAGGGCAGUAAGGUAUCUUCAAAUUGGGUAAAGAGAUACUAUAUUUUACAAACCAAUCUACUAUUGAGAUACAAAAAGAAACCUGGAUCAAAAUCAGUUAUUCCAACAAGUACUUUGGAUUUGACAGAUGCAAGAGUUGAACAUUCUGGAAUCAUAAAGUUUGCAAUUUCAAUUACCACUAGAGAUUUAAAGACAAUAUUUCUAUCGGCACCGACCGCCAAGGAUGCAUCGGAAUGGAUUUCAUUGUUGAAGCUCGCCACUGGAAGAGAUGGCAGUCCAGUGGUAAUUCCAACAACAGUCACCUCUCACUCUUAUAUUGCAAGAGUGAACAGUACUCCAAGUAGCACCACUGCAUCGGUAUCGACAACCACCACAACCGUUCAAAGUUAUAUGGUACCAUCGAGUAGUGUCAACCAACAACAACAGCAGCAACAAUCCACCUAUAAAUAUCACGCACCUGCAGUCCAGCCAAACGGUGCAAGCAUUGUACAUAAUCAACAACAAGAACCAUUCUAUAAAUAUGAUCCAACAAAAAUACAGAGCUAUUCAACAUCCAACAAUAAUUUGAACAGUAAUGGUAAUGGUAAUGGUAGUCAACCAAAUAGUGCUACUUCAACACCGACUUCAUCAUUGUCAGCACCAUUGCCAUCGCCUAUUAUUCAACAAAACAACAAUACACAACCACAAACAACACAACCUAGCACAUUUGGUUAUACUUUUUACCAACAAAAUAAUCUACAAUCAUCGUCACAACAGUCACAUCCACAACAACAACAACAUCAACAACCAACUUAUUACCAAUAUAGUAGUUCAAUGGGUUCAAUGAGUUCAAUGGGUUCUAUGCAACCAAAUCCAUAUCAAUCUAUCUAUCAACAGACAACCUAUCAACAACCACCUUAUCCACAACAACAAGCUUCUUAUCCAAUGAUGCACGCACAAUCAUUGCCCAAUGUAACAACAGUCUAUAAUAAUAAUAAUAAUAAUACUCAACCUCAAUACCAAACUGAUUACUCCAGUCCUUACGGUGAUUUUACAAAGUAUUAUUCCAUUAAACAAUAA
Heterostelium album PN500 is the source of this 1092-nucleotide messenger RNA. Its product is annotated as PH domain-containing protein. Lineage: Eukaryota; Evosea; Eumycetozoa; Acytosteliales; Acytosteliaceae. The transcript is spliced from 2 exons. The record is from RefSeq and is a predicted model, not a curated record. The coding region runs from base 1 to 1092 and encodes 363 amino acids.